This is a messenger RNA of Camelina sativa (false flax), 576 nucleotides long. The record is from RefSeq and is a predicted model, not a curated record. NCBI's taxonomy places the organism in Eukaryota, Viridiplantae, Streptophyta, Magnoliopsida, Brassicales, Brassicaceae.
AUGGCGUUAAAGAUAACCAAGAUCUCCCAAGUCAACCCAGGAAGAAACGCCUCUCAUGACUCAUCCGACUCACUUAUUUACCCACUCACGUUCUUCGACUUACGGUGGUUGAAGUUUCAUCCAACCGAAAGAGUCAUCUUCUACAAACUCAAUACAUACUCAUCCCCCGAGUCCUUCUACUCUGUGUUCCUCCCCAAGCUUGAGCACCCUCUCUCUCUCGUCCUUCGUCACUACCUCCCACUCGCAGGCCGCCUCACGUGGGAUCCACAAGAUCCUAAGCCACAUAUCGUCGUCUCUCCCCACGACUCUGUCUCAUUGACAGUUGCCGAGAGCGAUGCUGAUUUUUCCUGUAUCUCCGGAAAAGGGCUACGUCCUGAGACCGAUAUACGCGCUUUGGUGCCAAAAUCUUCGGUUUUUGGUGACUCAACGUCUCUUGUUUCAUUGCAAGUCACGUUAUUUCCUAACCAAGGGUUUUGUAUUGGUAUAGCAGCUCAUCAUUCUAGUAUGGACGGCAAAACAAUGGUUAGGUUUAUCAAAUCACAUAUGCUCUUGCGGCUUGCCUCUUGGUCGACGUAA